GGUUAGGUGGGCGUGUGGGAGAGCUAUUUGUAGAAUACUUGUAUCUGGACGGAGAAACGACUGAAGUUCUCACUAAGACGUAAAGCAGCGAUAGCCCCCGCGGUAUCUACCUUCCUGGUCACAGACAUCCGUAUUCUUGCUGCUUUCCAGUAAAUAAAGGCUGAAGCACUUUUGCUUUCAUUCUGAGGAGAGUUACUGUCCUCAGCAGGCGUCCUUUGGAAAGCCAAGCGUUCUGCUAGAGGAGUUGGAAUGAGAUUCCUGGUCUGCGCUGGGCUGUCUUGUGUUGCAAGAAGGAAAUCUCCCGUGUACGGAUUGGCUGAUGCAGAGUACCAUUUCUCCCGUGUGCUGUGCCGGUGACUCCUGAUGGUUGGCACACCUGCGUCCUCACUCUGCCAGUGGAGAGGAGCUUCUGUUCCAAUUUCCUGGAUGGCUGGUUGGAAGGUAGAUGAGUAAGCUGCAGACAUGGAAGGGAAAGGACCCUACCGCAUCUACGACCCUGGUGGUGGGACGCAGGAAGAAGCAGCAGCAGCCUUUGAGCGGCUGGUGGAGGAGAACACCCGGCUGAAGGAGAAGAUGCAAGGGAUAAAGUCUCUAGGAGAACUGCUGGAAGAGUCCCAGAUGGAAGCGUCGAAACUGCGGCAGAAGGUAGAGGACCUCGUGAAGGACAAUGAGAUGCUGAGGUCUUCCUCCUUUGACAAACUGGCUGAAAUAACAGGAGGUGAUGCAGAGCCCAACCAGUCCCCCACGGGUCCAGGCAAAACUGAGAAGCAGCAGGAUACCCAAGCUCAGAAGCCUCCGUCCACUGGGUCCUCGUCAGAGUUCGAAAUUGUAUCCAGUGAGGACAAGAGGUUUUCCCAGGAGAGCAGGAAGUCGGAGGUGGAGCUGCAGAACGAGGACACUAACCUGAUGCUGCACCUACAGCGGCUGGAGAGCACCCUGAGCGUCUUCGCUGAGGAGCCGGACAAGAACCAGGUCUUGGCUCACCUGGGGCGCAUGGCCCUGGAGUUUAACCGUCUGGCCUCCAAAGUGCACAAGAACGAGCAGAGGACGUCCAUUCUGCAGACGCUGUGUGAGCAGCUGCGCAAUGAGAACGAGGACCUGCGGGCAAAGCUGGAGAAGGAUUUGGAGCAGAGGAACCAGGCUAUGGAGAAACUAAGGUGCGAGAACCUGGAGCUGCGGAAGAUGGUGAUGAGCAGCAAGGCGGGCGUGAAGGGGGAAGGUGUGGAGAGCGCCGGCCAGCAGCAGAGCGGGGCGCCGGCAGAGAAAGCAGCGGGCAAGGGCACGGCGGGGGCCAGUGAGAAGAAGGUGAAGAUCCUCGAGCAUCAGCGCAAUGAGCUGCUGGAGGUGAACAAGCAGUGGGAUCAGCACUUCAGGACCAUGAAGCAGCAGUACGAGCAGAAGAUCACAGAUCUGCGCCAGAAGCUGGCGGACUCGCAGCGGGCGCUAAGCGAGCAGGAGGCGGAACGGGAGCAGAAGCAAAGGGACUUUGAUCGCAAGCUGCUCCUGGCCAAAUCCAAGAUCGAAGUGGAGGAGGCAGACAAGGAGAGGCUGGCUGGGGAACUGCAGGAGCUGAAGCAGAGGGUCCGGUUCCUGCAGGAGCAGCUGGCACCGGUCACCAAGCAAAGGGAGUACCAGGAGAGGGAGAUCCAGAGGCUGAACAAGGUAGGCAGCCUGGCAGCGCCCGCCCCCGAUAAACCAAGGGCCUUGCCUGCAAGGCAGCACAGAGGCUGCAGCGAGUUCCCUGUCCGCUCUGACCCUGGCCCGUCUCUCCUCCAGCUGCGGGUUUUUAAGGACGACUAUCAGAGGGAGAAGGAGGAGAAGGAGAAACUGAAGAAGCUGCUGAAGCAGCACAAGCAGGUUUCCGGAGAGAGGUUGCACCCAGAGCCGCUCCAGGGGCCCCUCGGCCCUGCCUGCCCCGUGUACCAGUUCCAGUACAGCCCGCCCGGGCCCCACCACGUCUACCGCGGCUAUGAGGACUGGCAGCAAAUCCGGUACCCGCCGUCCGCCAUGCCAGGCGAGCACCCACCAGUGCAAAACUUCCAUCACUUCCCUCCUCCAGAAUAUGCCUGGCGCCCACCUUGUGCUGUGUCAAGGACCCAGAACUCCCAAGCAGUGGAGGGAGUGAAACCGCUGCCCAAGGAACCCGAGCCUGCAGGGCUUGGGUUACCGAAACCCCAAAGGCCGGUUUAGCUGUGGGCUGAUGUCAGCAGAAGAGCAGGGUGGGAGGGAGGUGCCCGUGUAUGUAGAGAGCCUGCCUCCUGCUACUCAUCCGUGCUCACGCCCUGUGUAUAUAACGGCAGAUCCUUGACGGUCUGGAACGUCUCCCUCGGGAGCCACUGAAGAGAGACCUCCCCGUGCUCUUGGGAGGAGUGGAGGAGCAACUGGCAAGGAAGCCGCUGCUGGGUGCUUCCUGGAGUCCGGCCUCCAGGGGUUACAGCCCCGUCCAGUUACCUUGUUCCUCAUCCGCCACUUUGGUUUUAAUCGACUCCCAGCCUUUCUUCGGCUAAGGGGAGCCCCUGCGGGGAGCCUCCUGUUUCCCAUGUUCCAACAGAGCCUUCGGUGGAGGCGUUGGUAGUUGAACGUGUGUGAGACUUUUCCUGCCGAAUAGUGAUGGGGAGAGCUGCCCUAUCCAAUCCCAUAACUAGCAGAGCUCUUCCCAGGGAUGCCCGCUAAACCCACGUCUAAUUCCCUGGAGAGCCCUGUGUGUUUCCAUUGUUCAAAGGAAGCCGUUUGUCUGUCACUUAGCGGGGAAGGCUCUGGAACGGAGAACGAGCGCACGAGCUUGAAUGGCUUUUCAACACCCGCCUCCAGGGGCCAAAUGUAAACGGGUCUGGGCUCUCCAUAGACCCUCUGGCAUGUAGCGCGUGCGCCAUGUAGAUACCGCCCGGCCCUCUGUACAUACCUAUAGAUACACGCUUGCUGUCUAUACACCGCAUGGCAACCCUCAGUCUCUUCAGACUGAUCUCACCAGCCAGUCUCGGCGCGAUCCAGGAGCCCCAGGGCUGCGGUGUGCCAUUACCCUGCUUUUAUUGCUCCCAGGGAGCAGGUCUGCCCUCUUCUCCCGCGUCCCCAACAGAGCGGGGAGCCGCGUUUCAGCAGAGUUCAUAUUUCAGGGCCCCAUUCAGCCAGGUACUUGGGCACACGUCCUACAUCGGGUGCGCUUUGAAGUCCGUGGGACUUCUCACCUGCUCCAAGGCAAGCGUGUGCUAGACGACCUUUCUGGACUGGGGCCGCAGGGGGGAGAAGGAAACCGCCGGGGAGCAGCAAACCACAGACAUGAGUUUGGGGGCCCAGCCAGACUGGUUCUAUGCCAUCUUGUUUAGCCCACUGGGCCUGUGCCCUGGUUUGCCUUGCUCCGCGGGCUCCCCGGGGUAGCUGUUGCAGGCCACGUGCUGGCGUAUGCUGAACUGGAGGCUGGGAGAACUUGCUGUUUCCUCCUGGAGGAGUGAUGGGACCUUCCAAAGAAAACGGUGGCGAUGAAACCAGGUCUGAGGACAGGGAAGGAAUGACCAGGGUUCUGAUCCCUCGGGUGCUGGGGAGGCCCUGUGCUCUCCCAGAGGAGGCUGGAGUGUCUGUUCUUGUGUACGUGCCGCGUGUGCUGUGGAUUGUUGGUAAUAAAUCCGGUGUGUGUCCAUGCUGACGCGUAACGUGUGCUUUGCGGGGGACUCUCGCCUCUCCUUUCCUUGUGGACGUCACCUCCCCGGUCCCUCCAGUUCUCUGUUAGCGGUGUGGGCUAUUUCUGGGGAGCAGCCGCUAGCCUCUGCCGUUCUCGCUCCUGUUUAACAACUUGAGGGGAAGAAGAGGAGCCGCUCCAGCUGGUCGGCCCUGCGGAGAAAACCCCCACCUCAUGUGUGCCCCGCCCUUGUUCUGUCUGCUUGGGUUUCUGUUCUGAGAUGUGCAGGGACCCCUCCCUCCCAAGAUGCGGUCAGUCCUUGGAAAGGCACUAAACCCCGUCACAGCGGGGUACUGGAAUGACAGCGAAUGAGGUAGCACCCCCAGCUCCUUAAAUCGCUCCGAAGCUGGAGCAAAGGCCGGAUAGUUGGCUUGUGUAUCGUGCCUCUGUACUGGUAGAUGUUUUAACACACCCCCUGUCUGCGCGUGCACGCUCUCCAUUUAAAUCUGCCGCAUAAACCAGAGGGUGUGAAUUUAAACCCCGAUGGAGUUUGCGGUAGGGGAGGCCCGCUGAUCUGUCUGCUUGUUGACUCUGCGCCUGUUCCAAUCCAUAGGGUGCAUUCACUGGAUUGUUGUCCGCGAUAUCGAGGCUCCAGCCUCCCCAACCACCUGCCUCUGGAGCCAGCGGCACACCACCGAGGGGGUCAGGCUGUUGACUGAACAGCGCUGUUUACAGAGCUGGUCUCUGGUUCACGUGAGCGGCCCCCGUGAGUGAUUUAGGGAGCUGGAAGUGCUCCGUCAUGCUGCCGCCUGUGUGGGAGGGAUUUGGCCAUGGGGUGUGGAGACAAGGCCGCCAGUGUGACCCAGGCUACCACGGUGGCUUUGCCCAUCUGUAGGGCCUCGUCCAUAGAGGGUUGUGCCUGAAUGGGCUUGUUCCUUUGGCUCAAAUCUGACCUACUUGCCCCACUCCAACAACAAAAGCCCAGUUCUAGGAACAGGCUGGGCAUGGCUGUACUGUCACCGUGAAUGUGCCUCUUGCAGACAAGACACCAGCUGUAAGGUGACGUGCACGGGUGUAAAACGCCCUGUGGUCUGAUCUCCCCUGACUCGCUCACUCCGCUCUGUGGGCCCCUCGAGUCCCUCUGUGACUGUCCAGUUCUCCUUGUGGAUAGCUUUUUCCAGCGUGGCUCCGAAACGCAGCCUCUUGUCCCUUUGCUCUGUGCACGGGGGCUACAUCCCAGCUCCGGAGCGAGACCUGGAUCUGUGGAACUCUGGGCUGGAUUCGUGUAUGUGACACACCAGCCCGGCUCCAGAUGGAAGCCAGUCCGAAGAAUGACCUCUACCUAGUUUGUGCGUUUGGAUUCAACAUGAAACGCCUCUCUAGCUCGGGGCUUCCUUUCUCUAGCUCUGCUGUGUGUUUGCUAUGCGCAGAACCGCAGUUAUUGCAGCUGAACAGGGGUGAAGGGGGCUGACUUCUUACCCCAAUCCCCGUGGGUUCCUCACACAGAGAAGACCAUUACCAUGUAUCUGGGAUGUUUCACAAUCCUUUUUGCCCACACAGCUAACACAUGCUAAUAUUUUAAACUGGUACAAAUCCAGCCACUCAGCCUAGGUUUUGAAAUGCAGCCUAAAUAGCAAAUAUCCUGGCAAACGAUGCUUUAUCCCCCCUCCCCCUCCAGCCCUCCUACGUGGCAGAUGUAUACCCCAGAAAUACGUGCAUCUUUUGUAGAAAUCUGUGAAACAGGUUGGUUUGUUUCUGUGCAGAAAAUGACUUUGAAUUGUAAUGAUAAUUAUUCCUUUGCAAGAAUCCUUAAUAAACGAUCUGGAGACUAUCCGGCUGAGAUGUUA
Messenger RNA from Pelodiscus sinensis (Chinese soft-shelled turtle), 5460 nucleotides. The record is from RefSeq and is a predicted model, not a curated record. Lineage: Eukaryota; Metazoa; Chordata; Testudines; Trionychidae.